Messenger RNA from Thalassophryne amazonica, 1810 nucleotides. Its product is annotated as melanopsin-A-like. Gene Ontology annotation, cellular component: membrane. Gene Ontology annotation, biological process: G protein-coupled receptor signaling pathway; visual perception. Gene Ontology annotation, molecular function: G protein-coupled receptor activity. The record is from RefSeq and is a predicted model, not a curated record. Lineage: Eukaryota; Metazoa; Chordata; Actinopteri; Batrachoidiformes; Batrachoididae.
GGAGGGCAUGGAGGCAAACCGGCCACUCGGAGUCUGGUAGAUCACCAAACCUGGACUCCGCUCCACCACCUCUCACACCAAACUGCUCCUCGUUCGUGGACGCGUGAUGGAUUCUCGCUCGUGGGUCCCCACACCGGACCCAAACACCGGCGCAGCCUGGAACAUCAGCUCCAUCAGUCAGCACCACCGGAUCACCGAGCUGCCUCCAGUGGUCACAUCUGGUUCUUUGAUACCAAAUCACCCCUUUCCAACCGUUGACGUUCCAGAUCAUGCCCACUAUGCCAUUGGUGUGGUCAUCCUGGCUGUUGGGAUCACAGGAUUAGUGGGGAAUUUCCUUGUCAUAUAUGCUUUCUGCAGGAGCCGGAGUUUGCACACCCCAUCCAACAUUUUCACCAUUAACCUGGCAGUCGCAGACUUGCUCAUGUGUCUCACACAGACACCAACAUUUUUCAUCACCAGCAUGCAUAAGAGAUGGAUAUUUGGAGAGAAAGGUUGUGAAUUGUAUGCCUUCUGCGGUGCUCUGUUUGGAAUCGGCAGUAUGAUGACACUGAUGGUCAUUGCGGUGGAUCGAUAUGUGGUGAUCACCAAGCCGCUGGCCUCUCUGGGGGCAAUGUCUCGCAGAAAAGCCCUGAGCCUCACAGCUGCUGCCUGGAUCAUUCCUGGCUGGAGCCUACCACCCUUCUUUGGUUGGAGUGCGUAUGUCCCUGAAGGUCUAAUGACGUCGUGUUCCUGGGACUACAUGACUUUCACCCCAUCGGUCCGCUCCUACACAAUGCUGCUCUUUAUUUUUGUCUUCUUCAUCCCCCUCGCCAUCAUCAUUUUCUGCUACUGCUGCAUCUUCAGAGCCAUCCAACACUCAACCCGAGCACUAACAACCAUCAAAUGUGUGGGAAACAGAGACUCUGUAAAGAAAUUUUGUAAGAUGAAGAGUGAAUGGAAGAUGGCAAAGAUCGCCCUCAUCGUCAUCUUUCUGUUUGUCAUCUCCUGGGCUCCGUACUCCUGUGUGGCCCUCACUGCCUUUGCAGGGUAUGCUGACAUGCUGACCCCCUACAUGAAUUCUGUUCCGGCAGUGAUCGCCAAAGCUUCUGCCAUCCACAACCCCAUCAUAUACGCAAUAACACACCCUAAAUACAGGGCGGCACUCAGCAGGUACGUCCCCUAUCUCGGUGUCAUCCUGUGCAUUACCGGCAAAGACCGUCUCAGCAGCAGCAGUUUCAUAUCCACACGGAGGUCAACCUUCAUCAGCCAUUCAGUAGGAAAUGGCCACAGCAAGCCGCACACCUCCCAGUCUGAGAGUGACUCAGCAAACUUUUCCGACAUGGAGGAGGACUGCUCGUCUCAGAUGGCUGUCAGUCGUCAAGUGUCCAGUAAUGUCAGACAAAUGCAUCGUGGCAGUCAGAGGUCAAAAGGGAGUGGCCAACACUUAGGAGAUUUUGAAAGAGUUUCCACCCAUACCAACGCCAACUCAUCCAUAUGUUACCUCUCACAGAUCACUAGUCUGAGAGAACCUGAAGACAUCUGUUUGACAGAAAUCAGCCACCAACCAGCGAGUCAUCUUCUGCCUGCAACUCUGGAUAACACUAUGGAGGAGUCCAGGAACAGCGUUGCGUACAAGGCGGUGUCAUCUGUCAUCGCAACAUCCAUGUCCAGCCCUUCCAUCCUGCAUAGCUCAUCAGGUUUCUGUGGCAAUCUCAAAAUGACCAAUAAGGCAUAGCUCCAUUGGAGGUUAUCCACCAUGAGUCACUUCUGUGGGACUUUCGUCUCCCAGCAUGUACUUCACUAUCUGCGGCAUCUAAAGACAUGUAAAAAU